Conger conger (European conger) is the source of this 3026-nucleotide messenger RNA. RefSeq names its product tripartite motif containing 35-13 (gene trim35-13). The record is from RefSeq and is a predicted model, not a curated record. Gene Ontology annotation, molecular function: protein binding; zinc ion binding. Lineage: Eukaryota; Metazoa; Chordata; Actinopteri; Anguilliformes; Congridae. The transcript is spliced from 6 exons. Bases 801 to 2213 code for a protein of 470 amino acids.
GGUCAGUCUCUCCACCCUUUUCCACAAUCCCAAACAUUUCACCAUGUACUGUAAUUAUCAACCUGCUAUCAACUGUUUUUUAUAUAUGUAUUCAUAUACAGUACUGUGUCUUAGGCAUCCUAGAUUUAUUAUAUACAUGUUUAUUUUUUGUGUGUGUUAGUAUAAAAGAAGACAUUUGAGAUUUCCAAAAGAUUUUAUUUUACAGAGACAUUUUUGCAUUUAAUUGAAAAAAAGUAACAUAUUACUGUAAGCAACUGACUACUUUUUACAUAAAAACUUGAUCAAGGCUGUCUGAGAUCAGAAGCAAGGAGCCAACCAAAGUCUGCAGAAGAACUAUGGCAAGUUCUUCAACAUGCUUGGAACAACCUCCCUGCUGAUUGUCUUAGCCAACGCUGUCCUGCAGUUCUAUAUCAUAGAGAAGUGAUGCAGUUUUAACGCCGAAGGGUGGUCACAAAAAAUAUUGAUUUGAUUCAGUUUUUAACUACUCUGCCAAAUUACCUAAAUGUAAUGUAAAAGGUACAGUACGUUUAUUUAGGACCUUUCAUUGAAUUAUUUUUGAAAGAAUCUUAUCUGGACAGAGUGUUAUACAGGUGCUUAAGACUUUUGCACAGUACUGCAUAUGUAACAAUAUUAUAUAUAUCAGUUGAUACAGGUUUGAUAAGUACACUUCCCACGUGCUUAAAUGUUUUGAGGUGGGAUGGUGGAAAGGGGUGGAGACUGGGUAACCCUAUCUGACCUUAUGGGGCGCAACACCCAGAGAAGCGGCAUUCGCUCAGGGAUUGGAGGGAAAAGAGGGAGCGAUGGCGUCCAGACACUGCGACCUGGAGGACGAGCUCAGCUGCCCCAUGUGUGGAUACAUCCUGCGGGAGCCCGUGGUGCUCUCCUGCAGGCACCGCUUCUGCAAGGUCUGCCUGGAGGGCAGCUGGGGCUCCAACGGGGAGUGCCGGGACUGCCCUCUGUGCUACCGGCGCUCCUCCCUGGAGCAGCUCCUGGUCAGCCCCGUCCUGGAGAGAGCAUGCGAGACGUUCCGUGUGGAGAAGAGGCAGCGGGACCCCCUGGCCUGCGGGGAGCACGGCGAGCGUCUCACACUGUUCUGCCUGGAUGAGCUGCUCCCCGUCUGUGACAUCUGCCGCUCCUCCCCAAACCACAGGACCCACAAUCUGUACUCCCUCGAGGACGCUGCGCAGGACUGCAAGGAGGAACUCAAGAAUGCGCUGAUACCCGUGCAGGAAAACCUGAACCUGUUUCAGAAAGCUAAGCUCAACUGUGAUCAAAUGGCAGAGCACAUUAAGGGCCAGGCCAUGCAUGCAGAGACACAGAUACAGGAAGAGUUUGAGAAGCUCCACCAGUUCCUGCGAGAGGAAGAGGAGGCUCGGCUUGCCAUCCUGAAGGAGGAAGAGGAGCAGAAGAGUGAGAUGAUUAAAGAAAAGAUUGGAGGAAUGGAUGGAGAGAUCAGUUACAUAUCAGACUCCAUCAGAGCCAUAAAGCAGGAGAUGAGAUCUGAAGACAUUGCAUUCCUGCAGAACUACAGGGCCACUAUAAAGAGAACCUGGAGUACACUGAAGGAUCCAGAGGUUGUUUCAGGAGCACUGAUCGACGUGGCCAAACACCUGGGCAACUUGAAGUACAAUAUCUGGGAGAAGAUGCGAGAAGUUGUUCGAUACACUCCAGUGACAGUGGACCCCAACACUGCAGCGAGCUGCUUCCUGGUGUCAGAUGACCUAACAGUGGUCCAGUGCUGCAAGGAGAGGUUUGAUCUCCCUGACAACCUGGAGCGGUUUGACAUCAGUGCGGAGAUGCUGGGCUCCGAGGGAUUUGGGUCAGGGCGCCACAGCUGGGAGGUGGAUGUGAGGGACAACACCUACUGGGUCAUCGGCGUAGCCAAGGACUCCAUCAACAGGAAGGGAAAGCACGUGCUGACACCGGCUGAGGGCUUCUGGACCAUUCGGCUGCGCAACGGGGAGUACAAGGCCUGUUCGGCACCCUGGACCUCGCUGAACAUGACCCGCGAGCCAGAGGUGAUCAGGGUCACGCUGGACAUGGACAGGGCGAAGGUCACCUUCCAUGACCCCAGGGUGAGGACGCCCCUCUACACCUUCACGGACAUCCUGAGCCCUCGGGUUCUCCCCUACUUCUGCACCGCCUGCAAGCUCUACCCCAUCACGGUCCUGCCCAGACGGCUGUCAGUCACACCCGAGAACUACCACGGGUGAAACCUCCCUGCCCAAACGCCAUCCAACUCAAGAGCUUCCUCCUCCCUCCUCCCGUCCCAGUGUGACCAGAAAACCCAGUAGCAGUCCGUUCAGUAUAGCCGUGUGCAGGACAGUGACAAAACCUGUCCGAAGCUGCUCCUACGUGAAUGAAGUUGAGUCAAUUAGCAUGAUAUCUAGUGUUAAAAUAGACGUGAAGAGGUGAAAUGCAUACUGAGCCCAGUUUGUAGACCCAUCGCUUUGAUAUGAGCACUGAGAAUGUCACUCAUAUACUGUACAGGGAGGCUCACAAGCUCCAGUAGUGAGUAGGAACCUUUUUAAAAAAUAAAAAUAAAAAAAUAAAACUGAAAACUGUUAAAUUCAUUAAUGUCAAUUGUAUUUUUCAAACGGGAAGCCAAGAGAUUGUGUCGAUUACGAGACACACUAGAAGAGAAUCAAACUCAAAGUCUAGAAAUAGAAUUCCAUCCUCAGCAAGGGUCACCGACAACGCGCUCUCAGGAACUGGCUUCAGUCGCUUUCCUUCAGAUCGAAGGAAAAGCUCCACAAUUGACAUAUUAUCAACGCUUCAACCAGCCUUUCUCCUUCUCCUGCCCCUGUUGGCUUGACUUCAUAUAAAGCAUUUCAUUUGUGCUUCUCAAUUGUACUACUGCACUCUUCCAUAACAUAUUAAAACACAACAUACCUUCAACACCCCAACACAUGUAGACACAAUAUAUAAGCAGCAAACAAUAAGAGCGCUUACACUGCAUUUCUGGGGGGUGGACAGCGCUCUGCUCACAACAUGAAUAAAAAAAAUAAAAAAACCUUUAUUUUCAA